Molecule: messenger RNA, 2589 nt
Organism: Psylliodes chrysocephalus
Lineage: Eukaryota; Metazoa; Arthropoda; Insecta; Coleoptera; Chrysomelidae
Source: the annotation of a GenBank genome assembly
AUUGUAAGUAGUGUAAAUAGUCUUGACUAAAGUGUUACAAUUGACUAACAACAUCAAUGCAGAAUAGCAAUAGCAGAAGAAUAAGAAAUUAACCAAUAACGCAAUACGUGUCAAAUAGUGAAUAUAAAAUUUAAAAAUAUUUUUUAAUUCUUAAUGUCUAAGAGGUCAAAAUUUGGUUUAUUUUUAUUAAUAGGCAUGAUCUUUUACGAAAUAUGAAAUUAGAGAUGGUUACUCAAAUUUACAUAUUACUAUUAAUAUGCUCAAUUAAGGGUUCCGUUCAAUUGAGUCGGGAACCUAAAGAUGAAUCGCUCCAUAAAGUAACUAAAAAGGAAUUUAUAAAUAAUCCAGAUGAUAAAAUACCACAUUUAAUUGUUCAUAAAGAAACUGUUAAAUUGGACACCAAUACUACCAAUAGCACAAAACCACCAUCAAAAGGCAAAGUAAGCGGGAAUGUUAAAGUCACAGAAAAUGAUUCACCACAAAUUGAAUCUGGUACUGUGAUUAGAGGAGUUCUAGUUUUUGUUGGAAUUAGUAUGAUUUUUAUUCUUUAUUUAGGAUGUAAAACCUACAGAAAAAGAAAUUUGAAUGUUAUAGUUAGGAAAUAUGGAGUGAGAACUAGAAGGUCUGAUGUUGAAAUGAGGCCACUCCCAUUAGAUGAUGAUGAUGAAGAUGAGACUGUUUUUGAUGUAGGAAAUUUAAAUAAGUCCUAGCAUUGAGUGCUAAUUUUUACAAAAUAAGUAUGUAAAUAUGAAAAGUAUGGGCAUCAUAGAGAUUUUUAUACUUGGUUAAACCAUAAAUGAUUACUUUUUCUCAGCAUGAAGGUAUAAAAGUUCAGACUUCUUUUUGUAACAUUAUCAAAACCUAUUAUUCUGAAAGUAUACAAAUAUGUAUAGAUUAAAACACCUAUUAUGAGUGGCAUUUUUCUUCAUAUUUACAUAAUAAAAAUAGUGUUUGUACUUAUUGUUAAUAUUGGUUUUAAUCACUAAAGACUGUUGAAUGGAUGCAAUAUUUUUAAUAAACUAAUAAUUGUUACAUAAUAUGAUUUAAUUUAUAUAGAUAUUUAAAACAGUUUUUAAGAUAUAAUUUUUAAUAAAUUGUAUUAACUAUGUGUUUUAAUAAACAUUUACCUUCAGUUACGAACCACUGCAAAUAUCAACGCUCGUAAAGAAGAACAUCGUAACUCGAAAAUUGCUGUUCUGCAGAAAACAUUCAAAUUUUAAGUUUUUUUUAUUAAUUACAAUACUGCAUAGUUGCCAGGCAUUCUGACUGGUCAAUGCCAAAUACAGAAGCAUUCCAUUGGAUGGGGUUGACAGAAUCUGCAUUCUGCAGGGGGCGCCAACAGGAAGAUGACACUAUCAAGCAUAUCCUCUACGGCUGCUCUAUGCUUUCAUUUAUUAGAAGAUUUGUAUUCGGCAAGUACCAGCUAACACUGGCCAAUAUAAGAGAAGCACUUCUUGGCGUUGUCAACUACAUUAAAUCUGUAGGCUGGCUCAGAAGCUAGGAUGUGCCUAUUAAUUUAGGAGGAUGCACAAUGGGCCUGGUGAGGUCUAAGUGCCUUAGGGUAACCCACAUGUUUCAGAUAGUUCUGAAGUAAUCAUAAUGAAUCAAGUAAAAAACAAUAUCUUCUGUCUACUUCAGAUGAUAUAGUAUAUUUGUAACAUAAUAAAAUGGUGAUCCAUGCAGAUUUCAAACAAGUUUAGUUAUGAUAAAAUUACCUAAUUUAAGUUAUUAAGUACAGAUCAUAAUUAUAGUUGCGAUAAUCUUUGGGCCACUUUUUUACACAGACGAGUAAAAUUAAUUUUUCCAUAAAAUCAGAAAGCCUCAAAAUUGUGCAAUUUAAUGGAAAGACCAGAUGUUUUUAAACUGAAAUAUAGUCUUACCUAAAAUUCAAUUAUGUAAAAAAUUGAUAUAGGAUGGUAUUAUUUGCGAGCGUCAAUAUAAUCAAUUUUUAUAAGUAUAUACAAAUUAGCUCCUAUAAUAAAGUAAUUAAAAAUUAUUGACUGUUCUCCUGCGAUCCCUGAUAAACUAUCUCUAAAGCAGUUGUUAUGGUGCGAACAUCUCCUUCGAUAGCUUUUGCCCAAUUUUCAACAUCACCUAACUCUUUUAAUGCACUACUGAACUGUUCCACUAAAUUUAGCCAUUGUUGGGUUUGCUUUGAAAAGUUGGUUGCGCUAAUAUGUAGUUGUUUGGCUUCUGCAUCUAGUUUCUUUUGAUUUAAGUAUGCUUGGGCAACACCAACAUUGAGAUGGUCCACUAAAGCCUGGGUUAGAUCAUUCGCUGCCGUACAGGCUUCUUUUCGUUUCACCUCUUGAAGUUCUUUUUUUAAUAUCUGUUUCGUCUGAUGUUCUUUUACCAUUGAAGCCAACAUUAUUUAUAUUUAGUUAGAAUAUUUUAUGAUAGUGUAAUACUCAAAGGUUUGUUCUGAUUCUCAAAAUGAAAACAGUUUUGAAACUACGCCGGACCGUGUGCCUAAAGUCAAAAAAAACCCGACUGUUGGAAAUUAUGGAAAACUACACAUAAAUGCGUUUUAUUUAUUGUUUAUUAAGUUCAACUUUGUUUGACAUAUAAUCACAGAUCACUUAACUUUCA